Molecule: messenger RNA, 1155 nt
Organism: Symbiodinium natans
Lineage: Eukaryota; Dinophyceae; Suessiales; Symbiodiniaceae
Source: the annotation of a GenBank genome assembly
AUGGACAGAUCAGAGAUUGAGGAGCUGGCGGACCUAUACACAAUGCGUGCCCAAGCCAAAGUGGCACUAGGAGACUUGGAUGGAACAAUUGAAGACUGCUCGCAUGCAUUACAGCUCAAUGAACGAGUCCCAUUCUGCUGGGCCGCCCGGGCGGAAGCGAAGCGUCUGCAGGGCAAGCUCAGCGAAGCCGUGGCAGAAGCCAGCGAGGCACUGCGCUUGGACCCCUUGAACGUGUCAGCCUACAUCACCCGAGCAAAGGCCAAGCUUAAAGCAGGUGAGAUGCAAUUCGUGGUCACGGACUGCAGCGAAGCAUUGGCACUGGACUUGCAUCAAGCCACUGCGUGGUCCACACGAGCGGCGGCCAGGCUGGACCUUGGGGAUGUUGCCGGGUCUUUGAGCGAUGCACGAAGUGCAAUCAACUUGGACGGAGAAGAUGUGGAUGGAUGGUGUGCUCUAGGUGGAGCCCAUCUCGACAGCAAGGACAUGGUGGCCGCUGUUGAGGCGUCCAGCAAGGCGAUUGGCCUGGACCCAAGCUGUGCCCGAGCAUGGUUCAACAGGGGCUGUGCGCGAGCUGAUCUGGAGGACCUAGAUGGUGCGCGGCAAGACUUCGACGAGGUGGUACGGCUUUGGCCGGAAAGCUUCAUGGCCUUCACUUACCGCGCCCAUAUCCGGCUGAAGCAGCAGGACCUCGAAGGUGGCCUUCAGGACUGUGAGCAGGCGCUGCAGCUGGACAAGCGGCUCGUCAAAGCCAUGUGCACUCAAGCCCAGAUCAAGCGGAUGACUGGUGACCUGAAAGGAGCCGUGUCCGACGCAUCAACCGCGUUGAAGUAUGAUCCAGACUGCGCUGCUGCCUUCUCCAUCCGCGGGCAGGCGUAUUCAAAGAUGGAGAAGCAUGACAAGGCCGUUCAGGACUGUCAGCGAGCCAUUAAACUUGACCCGCCAACCCUUGAGACUCCCAUGUUGGCGUGGCGCCAUGCUUGUGCUUCCGACCCUAUUCCAACACCCAUGACUGUGUGGGAGUUUCAAGCUCUGGCUGCCAGGAUGAAGCAAGAAGCGAAGGCCCAAGCAGCAGCAGAGGCGGCCGAGACAUGGGCAAAGAAGGCCAAAGCUGCAGCUGCCAAGAAAGCCCAGGAAGAAGCCUUGCCACUUGUUUGA